Vigna radiata var. radiata (mung bean) is the source of this 633-nucleotide messenger RNA. RefSeq names its product endoplasmic reticulum oxidoreductin-2-like. Gene Ontology annotation, biological process: protein folding in endoplasmic reticulum. Lineage: Eukaryota; Viridiplantae; Streptophyta; Magnoliopsida; Fabales; Fabaceae. Gene Ontology annotation, molecular function: FAD binding; thiol oxidase activity; protein-disulfide reductase activity. Gene Ontology annotation, cellular component: endoplasmic reticulum membrane; endoplasmic reticulum. Bases 1 to 396 code for a protein of 131 amino acids. The record is from RefSeq and is a predicted model, not a curated record. The transcript is spliced from 5 exons.
AUGGAAUUGUUAAGAGAUUCUAUGGUGAAAUUAUGGUGUGACUGUCCCUUCUGGCCUGACGACGGCAUGUGCGAGUUGCGGGGCUGUAGUGCAUGUGAAUGCCCAGAAAGUGAAUUCCCUGAAUCAUUUAAGAAGCCACAUGGCUUCUCAAUGAAUGAUCUUGUUUGUCAAGAAGGUAAACCUCAGGCAGCUGUUGACCGUACUUUAGUCAGUAAAGUUUUCAGCGGAUGGAUAGAAAUAGACAAUCCAUGGACAAAUGACAAUGAGACUGACAACGACGAGAUGACAUACAUGAAUCUUCAACUAAAUCCUGAAAGGUAUACUGGUUACACUGGUUCUUCUGCAAGAAGGAUAUGGGAUGCUGUCUGCUGUGAGAACUGCCCCAAAUUGCAUUGAUGGAUUGUAUAGGAUGUGAGAAGUGUCGAUUAUGGGGUAAGCUUCAGGUUCUUGGUCUUGGAACUGUAUUAAAGAUUCUCUUCUCUGUUGAUGGUCAAGACAACUCAAGUCAAACAAAUCUGUCAAAUUUUUCCAUGAAGUGGGACCUGCAGCUGAUGGUGUGAUGGAAGGACAUGUUUCUGCUCAUAAAACAUUGAUUAAAGCAUGGAAAAAAAUUUGGUCCUUUGUAGCUAAAAC